AGCUCUCGCACAGUUUGGCAGUCCGUUAGUAGCAGUUAGAGCUGUAGCACGCGUUCGUAUCAGCAGCUCGCUAGACGCGCUACGCCGUCUCUCGCGAUUGGGUUGUGCGAUCCUUAGUAAUUACCUACCAUCAUGCCGCCGGUAUCAGUGCGUACAACGAUCGAGUCCUCGGUGAAGGAAUUCAAUGAUAGCACCAGUGGUCCGAAACGGUUACAUCAGUCCAGAACACGCUUCAUGCCCAUUACGUUCGGCCGCGAUGGGAAACCGCAAUUCAAAAAAUACCCCCAUAGCGCGGAAGCGCAAGAUUUUUACGAGCUACGUGACCGCUGUCGGCGUACCGGCACCCUUUUCGAGGAUCCCGAAUUCCCCGCCAACGCUGCGUCGCUGAACUUUAGCGGUGAGCUCCGCCCCGACAUCCGAUGGCUGCGACCGAAGGAGAUCAGCCAAGGGGCGGUUUUCUUCGACAACAGUUUCUCGCGGUUCGACAUAAAUCAGGGUGAACUUGGCGACUGUUGGCUGCUGGCGGCUGCAGCCAAUUUGACUCAGGAUCCGAAGCUGUUCUCACGCAUUGUACCCGAUGACAACAGCUUUGCGGAGAGCUACGCGGGAAUAUUUCACUUUCGAUUUUGGAGAUUCGGUCACUGGUGUGACGUGGUGAUUGACGACCGCUUGCCGACGACCAACGGAAGUUUGGUCUAUAUGCGAUCCAGUGAGAAGCAUGAGUUUUGGAGUGCAUUGCUGGAGAAAGCGUACGCUAAGCUGUUCGGAUCUUACGAGGCAUUGCGAGGUGGGUCAGCUAGUGAAGCGAUGGAAGACUUCACAGGAGGAGUUACGGAAACGUUCGAAAUGAAAGAGGCUCCGAAGGAUUUGUUUCAGAUCAUCGAGAAGGGCUUCCGAAAUCACGCUAUGUUUGCGUGCAGUUUGGAACCGGAUCCGAACAAAUUUGAAGCCGAAACUGCUCAAGGUUUGAUCCGGGGUCAUGCGUAUUCGAUCAUUAUGGCAAAGAUGAUAGAUAUACAAACACCAAGGACGAAGGGAAAAAUUCCAUUGCUACGACUGAGAAACCCGUGGGGAAAUGCCAACGAGUGGAAUGGAGCAUGGAGUGACAAGUCACCAGAAUGGAAAUUUAUUCCGGAGGAAACCAAGCGCGAGAUCGGAUUAACUUUUGAAGUGAAUGGUGAGUUCUGGAUGUCGUAUCAGGAUUUUGUUAAAUAUUUUGACCGAGUUGAGAUCUGUAAUCUCAGUCCCAAUUGUCCGAUCGUUCGUCAGAUGAUGGACUACCCUUGGAAACAAGCUUCAUUUGAGGGCGAAUGGGCGAUCGGAAGCACGGCAGGAGGCUGCCGAAAUUAUCCGGAUACUUUUUGGCAUAAUCCGCAGUAUGUUAUUAGUUUGGAAGAUCCGGAUAAAGAUGAUGACGAUGCCAAAGCGACAGCUAUCGUUGCUCUAAUGCAAAAGAAUCGCCGUUCCAAGCAGAACAAAGGAAUCGACUGUCUUACGGUAGGGUUUAUAAUAUACCGUGUAGGCGAAGAAGAUCUCAAGAAAAAACCUCUGCCAAAAGAAUUUUUCCUCCGCAAUGCUUCGGUAGCUAGAUCCACUUUCAUCAACCUUCGCGAAGUUACCUGUCGAUUCCGGCUGGAUCCCGGAACGUACGUUAUAAUCCCGUCUACUUUUGAUCCAAACAUCGAGGGUGAAUUCCUGAUUCGGGUGUUCUCCGAGUGCCCGAGUUGCAUGAGUGAAAAUGACCAGUGCGUAGGGGACUGCGAAAUGGAUCCUCGGAUCGAUCAAACCCUUCCGGACCCAACGAAGCCAGACCCGCAACGACAUGCAAUGGAUAAACUAUUCAUUGAUGUGGCCGGAGAAGAUGGCGAAGUAGACUGGAUGGAGCUGAAACUAGUGCUUGAUCACUGCUUCCGUGAUGACAUAGCUAUCGCAGCCAAAGGACUUUCCCGAAGCUAUCAGUUAGCCCCGCUAGGUACUCAUUUGAAGCCUGCUCCCUCAAUUGCUUCCGGCGAACCAGUUUGCUGCGGGCUACUGGCUAUCCUGCAGGACUGGUACACUAACAUGGCUGGCGGUGACAAUCGUCCCGUGCAAACGAUUGCCGCAGAUUCGGCGCUUACAAAGGAAAAAAUGCCGUUACUUUCAGUGGAUCCAACGGUAGCUGGUUUCUCGAAGGAUGCCUGCCGUUCGAUAGUCGCCAUGCUGGACGAGGAAGGGUCCGGGAAGUUGGGCUUCGUGGAGUUCCAAAAAUUGCUGACCGAGAUCGCACGCUGGAAGGCGGUCUUCAAGUUGUACGACCAAAAUCGAACCGGUCGGUUGAAUCCUUUCGAGCUACGAACGGCGCUGCAGUCGGCUGGAUACAAUCUCAACAACAAGAUUCUCAAUAGCCUAAUGCAUCGGUACGGCUCGAAGGAGGGGGAAAUUUGGUUCGACGAUUUCAUCACCUGUGCGGUGAAAAUUAGAACUAUGAUUGACAUAUUUAAAGCAAAGGACGUCAAUGGUACGAACAUCGCAUCAUUCAAUAUGGACGAAUGGAUCCACAAAACAAUUUAUUCCUAAAUUAUAUUUACUACUGCAAAGUUUUCACAGCAGUAUAUUUUACUAUUAAUUAGAAGUUUUUAAGUUCUUCGCUUGAGCCAACCAUAAAUUGUACAUCUCUCUA
Molecule: messenger RNA, 2659 nt
Organism: Wyeomyia smithii (pitcher-plant mosquito)
Lineage: Eukaryota; Metazoa; Arthropoda; Insecta; Diptera; Culicidae
Product: calpain-B-like
Exons: 5
Coding region: 133-2556 (807 amino acids)
Biological process (GO): proteolysis
Cellular component (GO): cytoplasm
Molecular function (GO): calcium-dependent cysteine-type endopeptidase activity; calcium ion binding
Source: RefSeq, a predicted model, not a curated record